GUAUUGCGCAUUGACGUCAUUGAUGGCCAUGGCGGAGAGGGUAGCGCGAGUUCUGUGGGCUGGUGGUCGUCUCGCGCUGACCUUAAGACACCGCCCGGGCCGGGAUCGGGGCCUCGCGCUCACCGCGGCCGUUAGACCCUGCCCGGAGUGGGGCCUCGCGCUCAACGCUUCCGUUAGGGCCUGCUCGGGUCGGAACGGUAGCGGCUUCGCCGUCCACAGGUUUUUCUGUACAGCUACUCGACAGAAAAACACUGGACAAAGCUACGAUGAUGACCAAAAUCAGACUCGGAAUGCAGACAAAGGAGAACCCAGCCCAGCAGAGAAAAUACUUGUCGAGGAAAAGAAUAAGCUGGAGGAGCAACUCAAGGACCUUACAGACAAGUAUAAACGAGCACUGGCAGAUGCUGAAAAUCUACGUCAAAGGAGCCAAAAGCUGGUUGAAGAAGCUAAAUUAUAUGGUAUUCAGGGAUUCUGCAAAGACCUAUUGGAAGUGGCAGAUAUUCUUGAAAAAGCAACAGAGAGUGUGCCGAAAGAAGAGAUCACAGGACAGAACCCCCACUUGAAGAGUCUUUAUGAAGGUCUAAUCAUGACCGAAGGACAACUUCAGAAAGUGUUCUGCAAGCAUGGUCUCGUCAAACUGAACCCCCUUGGAGCAAGGUUUGAUCCAUAUGAGCAUGAAGCUCUCUUCCACACUCCAGUGGAAGGAAAAGAGCCUGGUUCAGUGGCACUAGUGACCAAGAUAGGGUACAAGCUUCAUGGACGCACCCUUCGGCCAGCAUUAGUCGGUGUUGUCAAAGGAACAGAAUAACUAUGUUUAGGACGGACUGCAGUAUAGUGCAGAAAGGCCAUACAGUUCCAUUCUUUGGCUAAUGGAUAUUGUUUUUGUUUAUGUUUAUGAAGAAUUGAAAAUAAUCCCAAGUUACUAUACAAAAACUGAGGGUCUGCAGACUUGAAGAUGUUUCACAAUUAAGUGAAAUGAGAUUUUUUCUUCUGUUUUGAGUAUUGAUCCUCAAUAAAUAUUCAAAUCUAUUAACUGCCUCCCCACACAGUUUACAACAGACAUUGUACAUUUGGCUUUAGUUCUAGUUUAAUGAAAUCACCAUCUAGUUGUCUUUUGCCUCCUUUCUCCUGUCAACUUUAUAAUCUAAAAGCUAAACUAGUUUUCAUAACAAAGGAAAACACCUGUUCAAAGCAUCCAUUUGUAUGGUCUUAUGCGUAAGUAACUAUCCACUUUGUGGACUGUUUAAUAUUUUAUAUUUAGUCCUUAAAAUUGUGCAUUGUACACUGUACAAAAUUGAACUCAAUUAGUUUAAACAUUAGUUAGAAAACUGAUCAAGUUAUGAAAUAUUAAGUUUAAUAUUCCUCUAUGCUGUGUAAAUUACAGGUGCCAACCUCUUCUGUGGCAGUGUCACUCGUAAUACAACAUCAGGAAUUGAGAUAUAUGGAACUAUUCCCUGUAUAUUCUGUAGAUUACAAGGAAUGAUUGCAUAAUUGGACAGUUUUUCCCUCACUUGUGGAAAGCACAGAGAACCUAAUUACUUCAAUUGUUAAGGAUAUUACAAUUGAAAAAUAAAUUAGACCAAAUUAAACUAA
Molecule: messenger RNA, 1593 nt
Organism: Rhincodon typus (whale shark)
Lineage: Eukaryota; Metazoa; Chordata; Chondrichthyes; Orectolobiformes; Rhincodontidae
Gene: grpel1
Product: GrpE-like 1, mitochondrial
Exons: 4
Coding region: 23-808 (261 amino acids)
Biological process (GO): protein import into mitochondrial matrix; protein folding
Cellular component (GO): PAM complex, Tim23 associated import motor
Molecular function (GO): adenyl-nucleotide exchange factor activity; protein homodimerization activity; protein-folding chaperone binding
Source: RefSeq, a predicted model, not a curated record